UUCAACGCUCUCUCACGCUCGCAAGCUGAGCGCCACGUUUCCAUUUGCGAAGAACAAAGCAAAAAGGCCUCCGAAUCGAACCAAGUUGCUCCGAUCCCCUCCAUCUCCAUCUCCAUCCAUUAUUUGAAUUGUUCCUCUAUCAAUCAACCGGAUGCGAUUCAGACGAACUUGAAGGAGGAGAAGAGAUCGAUUGUUUCCAUUUCAUGGGAAGGAGGAGAAGCAGGGAAGGUAGGAAGAGAGGUUAGGAUGCGGUAUUGGGAGGAAAAGGGCAAGCGGAGGCGUCGUCGAUUACAUGCAUUGGCGCUGUUGUUCUGCCCCGGCGAGGUGAAAUCUGUUCGAUGGAUGGGGUUCCUGGAUCGUUCGGCACGGCAGCCAGUUUGUCUCUUAGGUUGGGGCAGGCUUUCUUCUCCAUCGCUUCCCUCCUUUUCAUGUCCGUUGGCGUUGAGUUCUAUGGAUAUACGGCUUUUUGUUUUCUAGUCACUAUCAUGGGCUUGUUGAUCCCGUGGAGCGCAACACUGGCAAUUGUCGACGUAUACUCAAUUUUCGUUAGUUGCCGUCUUCGCCUUCCCGGAGUUAUGGUGAUUGUGGUUCUAGGAGACUGGUCUUUAUCACUACUCUCAUUGGCAGCUGCUUGUGCAACCGCCGGCGUAGUGGAUUUGCUUGUCCAUAUAAAUGACUCUUACUGCCCUCCUAAAUAUUGCGGGCGAUACCAGAUUUCUGCUGCAAUGGCUUUCCUCUCUUGGGUUCUAACUGCAGCCUCUUUCCUCUUCAACCUAUGGCAAGUGGCAUCUUUGUGAGUGAUUCUGUUCUAACUUCCUCUCUUCUAUUUAUUGAAUUAAUUGAAUAAUUUCUCGAUCAUUGAUCAGAUUUGAGAAUUUACUUUGUAUAUAAAAUCCACUGUUGAAUUCAAAUGUUGUUUCUCAUCCAAGUGUUAAAAAGGUUUUUUUAGCAAUUUCCUUUUUCUCUUCCAAAAUGUACAGUAAGAGGUACAGUGUGAUUA
Phalaenopsis equestris is the source of this 1000-nucleotide messenger RNA. RefSeq names its product CASP-like protein 5C1. NCBI's taxonomy places the organism in Eukaryota, Viridiplantae, Streptophyta, Magnoliopsida, Asparagales, Orchidaceae. The record is from RefSeq and is a predicted model, not a curated record. The transcript has 3 exons. Gene Ontology annotation, cellular component: membrane. Bases 339 to 797 code for a protein of 152 amino acids.